This is a messenger RNA of Radiomyces spectabilis, 1181 nucleotides long. Its product is annotated as homeobox KN domain-containing protein. Gene Ontology annotation, biological process: regulation of transcription by RNA polymerase II. Gene Ontology annotation, molecular function: DNA-binding transcription factor activity, RNA polymerase II-specific; RNA polymerase II cis-regulatory region sequence-specific DNA binding. Bases 111 to 959 code for a protein of 282 amino acids. The record is from RefSeq and is a predicted model, not a curated record. The transcript is spliced from 2 exons. NCBI's taxonomy places the organism in Eukaryota, Fungi, Mucoromycota, Mucoromycetes, Mucorales, Radiomycetaceae.
CGGUUGUAUAAAAAGGUCAGUAAACCUGCUUUCCUGCUUCUUCUUUUCUUCCUUUUUAUUUCAAUCUUCGUUUAGCAGUGAAUGCAUCGUAUAAUUUGACACACCACUUCAUGUUUUGUCACAACCCUCGUACUCUGCUUUCUCAGAAACAGGAACUCCGCACCUUCCAACCUAUCAUCCUGUUUCAUGAUCACCAGAACUUGGACCAAUCCUGCGAAGCAGUGGGAAACCGGCGUAACCGAACCACAAGCACAAUUCAUCAUCGGCAAAUUCAGUAUCAGAAACAAAAGGUCGAUGGGAUGUUAGAAUCGAAUCGAAAGUUGUGGUGUGAGGUUAUUCAAAGCACUCGUCAACAGGAACGUCAACUACCAGCAACAGUCUACCUGUCACGGCCCUCCUCCACCGUCACUCGGUUCAAGCACAUAGCGCCUUAUGUCAGUGACACGCUGUCAUCGCCACUUCAUCGUUCAGUUGAAGUCAGCAAGAUGCAGUCGAUUUCAGAAUACAGUCCAAAUUAUUACGGACAUCAGACAAAAGAGGUGGACGAUGUUUUAUCCCAUACAUCCGCCAGUAGCAGUAGUAGUGUGAUGGUGCAUGCAGUAGAUAAUGAUAUCCGAAUCGAAAUACAGCAAGAAAACAAGAAUGCAGGUGUCACUUGCACAGACAACCAUCGGAAACGGCGGGGCAACCUACCUAAACCUGUUACAGCUGUAUUGAAACAGUGGCUUGUACAGCACAGUCGUCACCCCUAUCCUACUGAAGUGGAAAAGCUAAACCUUCAAGCAAAAACCAAUUUAACUUUGAAUCAAAUCAGCAACUGGUUCAUUAAUGCUCGACGACGCCUCUUGCCGGCUCUGUACAUCCCAGAUGGUAACGGGGCAAAGCGGAAACCUCUCAAGGGCCGUCUUCGAUCAGGUAACAAAGUCUUCCCAAGUGUCUCAAAGGAUAUCAAAGCCUAAGUUGUUUUGAAACAAGGCAAAAACAAACCAGCUUCAGCAGAGCCACGCACUCAUCUCGUAAGAAAAGCAUCCAGUCGAUCAUCGAAAGAAUCUUGAUAGGUCCUUCCCCCCUAAAAGCCUCGAGCGAAAAAUAGCACAUUUAGAUGUAUCUUCAUCCAAAAAAAAAAAGACAAUAUACAAAGCGCAAUCAGCUAGGCUUAUGCCAUUUUAGUUGAAUUAUGA